GCUCUCCCGCCCUCUUCUGACACCAAUGACAGUGAGCGAAACAAACAUGGCGACGGCGUCGAGCGGACGCGGGUUUCUGAGAACUUUACUGCUUUUUACCCACCUUGCGGCGGGCGUCCGGGCCGAGGUGGCGCUGGCCGAGUCGCGGGCCAGCACGCGGGUCCUCGGCAUGCGGCUGGAGCGCAGCGACAUGCCGGCCGGGACCACCGAGCGCGGCGUGAUCCAGGUAACAGAGGGCAGCGACAUCCAGGUCCGGUUCUACGGGCUCCACUUGUUCCCCAACAGCUCGGCGCUUGUCCGCUUCACGGAGCUUUAUUCUAGCGAGGCGGAGGACGAUGCUUUCGGCGCCGUGGAGGUGCCUCUUAACCGGACGUGCCCGGAGCACAGCAAGGACCUGGUAGUGAAGGGUACGAUGAACGUGAGUAACCACAAUACCGCCGGGCUGGUCAGCGUCACCGUCAAGCAGCUCCGCAAGAGCGAGGUGGUCAAGGUGUUCGCCCUGUGCGUGCGAGACCCCCUGGACCCCCCGGACGCGUGGUUCCUGCUGGACGAGGGGGACGGCCGGGUGCGGGUGGUGGAGGUGAAGAAGUCCCUGCUCCCCAUAUGGCUUCAGGUGAUCCUCAUCUGCUUCCUGCUGGUCCUGUCGGGCAUGUUCAGUGGUCUCAACCUGGGCCUGAUGGCCCUGGACCCCAUGGAGCUGCGCAUCGUGCAGAGUUGCGGCACCGAAAAGGAGAAGAAGUACGCCCGCAAGAUCGAGCCCAUCCGCCGCAAGGGCAACUACCUCCUGUGCUCGCUUCUCCUGGGCAACGUUUUGGUCAACACGACUCUCACCAUCCUACUGGAUGACCUGACCAACUCGGGUGUGGGCGCGGUGAUGGCCUCCACGGUCGGCAUCGUGAUCUUUGGCGAGAUUGUGCCCCAGGCGCUCUGCUCGCGCCACGGCCUAGCGGUGGGCGCCAACACCAUCCUGGUCACCAAGCUGUUCAUGCUGCUCACCUUCCCGCUGUCGUGGCCCAUCAGCAAGCUCCUGGACUGCGUGCUGGGCCAGGAGAUCGGCACGGUGUACAACCGCGAGAAGCUGGUGGAGAUGCUGAAGGUGACGGAGCCCUACAACGACCUGGUGAAGGAGGAGCUUAACAUGAUCCAGGGGGCGCUGGAGCUGCGCACCAAGACGGUGGAGGACGUGAUGACGCCGGUGGGCAACUGCUUCAUGAUCCACAGCGACGCCGUGCUGGACUUCAACACCAUGUCUGAGAUCAUGGAGAGCGGCUACACGCGCAUCCCCGUCUACGAGGGAGAGCGCUCCAACAUCGUGGACGUGCUCUUCGUCAAGGACCUGGCCUUCGUCGACCCGGAUGACAGCACCACGCUCAAGACCAUCACCAAGUUCUACAACCACCCGGUGCACUUUGUCUUCCAUGACACCAAGCUGGACUCCAUGCUGGAGGAGUUCAAAAAAGGCAAGUCCCACCUGGCCAUCGUGCAAAAGGUGAACAACGAGGGCACGGGUGACCCGUUCUAUGAGGUGCUGGGCCUGGUCACGCUUGAGGACGUUAUCGAGGAGAUCAUCAAGUCGGAGAUUCUGGAUGAGUCGGACCAGUACACUGACAACCGCAACAGGAAGAAGGUGGCGCCCAACAAGAACAAGAGGGACUUCUCCGCCUUCAAGCACGAGAGCGAGUCCAAGGUUAAGAUCUCGCCUCAGCUGCUGCUGGCAGCCCACCGUUUCCUGGCCACAGAGGUGACCCAGUUCAACCCGGCUCAGAUAUCCGAAAAGGUGCUCCUGCGGAUGCUGCGCCACCCCGACGUCAUUCAGGAGAUCAAGUUCGACGAGAACGACAAGCGCUCGCCGCAUCACUACGUCUACCAGAGGGGGAAAUCUGUCGAUUACUUCAUACUCAUACUGCAGGGCCGGGUGGAGGUGGAAGCUGGCAACGAGAACAUGAAGUUUGAGACUGGACCCUUCUCCUACUAUGGCAUCAUGGCGCUCAGCGCUCCCUUGUUGGCGGCCGCCCCACGCCCCCGCCACCGCUCCUUUAAAAGGUUUUCUCUGUUCGCGCGGUUGCCAGGUAAAACCGUGUCCUAUGACUCACUGAGGCCUCCUGCUGGACGACUCACGCUGACUGAGUUCCGCUCACCGUCGCACAUCAGCAUCCUGAACCGCACGUCGUCGCUGAGCGGUGCCGACCGGGCCGAGUCGCUGUCGGUGAGUGGCAGCAACAGUCACCUCAGCAGUCAGCUCAACUGCAGCACCAUCUACACGCCCGAUUUCUACGUGCGUGCCCUCACCAACCUGCAGUACGUCAAGAUCACACGCUCGCAGUACCAGAACGGACUGAUGGCGUCACGUCUGGACAGCACGCCGCAGUCGCCCGAGAGCGUUCACCAGUUAGCCGCCCAGACGGAGGCCGGCACCGACGCCUCCGACGUCACCCUGGGCGAGCUGGACCCCGCGGGCCCCACGGAGAACGGGCCCGACGAGACCACCAUGCUUCUGAACCAGCGGAACUCGCCCCCUCACGACGCCAACAACGGCGGACAGCUGGAAAACAGUAUCUAGAACUUCCUCCUCCUUCUUCCCUCGCACGCUUGCACGCCGCCGUCGAAGAGACUCAGGGAGACUCACCCCCCCCCCCCCCCCCCCAAAAAAAAAAUCCAAAUCAACCCUUGUUCCGAUGAGAGAUUCAAUGUUUGUGUGGUGGACGUGUCACCAUGGCGACAAUCAGUGCGAUGAUGAAUGUAGCGUUUCCGAUGGGUCGAUGUGUAUGGCGUGGGAACCAAAAACAGGGAACUUCAUUUUGUACCAAGAAGAAUUGGGGCCACACCGGAAAUACAAUUUUACAAGAAUGAAAUUAAAAGUGAGAAGGACACAGCUUGCCACUGAAAAGUCAUUGACAAUCAAUUAUGGUCCAAAAAAAAUCCAAUUUUGUUCUCGUAACGGACUUUUUCCACAUCAUAUUACGGCUUUAUUCUCACAAUAUUUCAUAUUUGACCUUAAUGUUUGGAUUCGUGCCACUCACUGAAAUGCUCACCAAAUUAUUUUUUCCCCUCAUAUGUCGCUUUACUUAGAGAAAUAGUAAUUACGUUUUUUUAUUCUCAAUUAGCAGACGUUAUUCUUGUAACAUUAUAACAUUAUUUUAGUUUCCAUUUCAGUUUUUGGUGUGAUAUAACUGGUCCCUUACUAUUCUAAUUUUCCAGUAUGGCCCUUAUCGUCCUCUGUCCUUUUGAAACAGUUCCAUGCGUGAUCGUUUGUACGUGUAACGGGGGAGGGGGGGGGAUCGUUGUGAUUUCAUUGUUAUGCCUCGAUGAUUGUUGUCAUUUUGACGUUGGGUUUAAUGGGGAAACGCGGAGCACCGUUCAAAGCGUGACACACUCCGACUUUUUGUUUGACUGUAAAAUCUCAAGUGAGCCUCUUAAAGGAACACAGUCUUUUUUUUAUGCAACCUUUGUGCUAUUUUUUGUAAAAACGAUUCUAAUCCGAUUAAUAGCUUUCCUCCCUGCACCACUGACGGCAGAAGAAGGAUGCUGCUGUCAUUUUUUUUUUUUUUUAAUUCACAGGUGAACAUAACUUUAUGUAUGCACGCCGGGCAUUGUGGGAGUUUACUGUGAAUGUUUUAUUUUUUGGGGGUUUUUUUCCAACGCGACAGUAUGUGACUGAUGGUACGUUAAAUUCUAGAGGCUGUAAAAUUCAGAGGUGAGUUAUAGUUAUAUUAGUUGCAAAACAGAAGGAAAGUGAUGAAAGAUUUAUUUUAGAAUGAAGUCGUAAUAUUACAAGAAGGAAUACUUCGAACGUGCCGAGAAUAUUUCAGUUUUGUUUUUGGAGUAAAAUCUUGGUUUGUAAAAAAAAAAAAAAAAAAAAUUACACAAACAGAAAUAUUUUUUUAAGAAUAAAUUCAUUAAAUGUAAUCUUUUACUUCCAACUUUGUCAAAGCUUUUACCUUUAAGCAAUUGUAUGACUUUCUCUUAAGCAAAUUGCCUUAGUCUUAUAAUUGGAAGACUAAUCGUAGAAUUUAAAAAAAAAAAUGUUAAAUUAUUAUUUUUUUCAUUGGAAAAUUGCAACUUUUGGUGUAGUAUGAUUUAUUCUCCGAUCAAAAUUGUAAAUUUAAAAAAAUUAUUCAUACAUGUAAAAAUGCAACUUUUUACUCUUAUCACGUUACAAUUUGAAUUUGACCGUAAUUAAACAUUCUCCUAAAAUUACAGAAUUUCCUUUCAUAAAAUGUUUGCAAUAUUGCGACUUUAUUCACACUAGCAACCUAAGAAUCUGUUCAGUUUUGGUGAGGAUCUGGACAAAGGUGUGCAAAUACAAAGAACGGUACAUUCACCUUGGAGGUUCUAAGGGAAAUCUAUGCCAAAGAGUUUGCAGAGUGACCCCAACUUCCACACCACCCCGUGACAUGCCCACUUGGGGUUGCCCUGAAAACAUUUUUACAGUAUCACCUGCUGCAUUUUGUUAAGCACAACACUCAUUUUUAUGUGUGUGGCGUAUGUGUAAGUAAAUCCAAACGCAAAAAGAUUUUUUUUUUAAAUCAAUUAAUGAGCAGAUACAGGUGAUGGGAAUGUAAUUCAAUAAACCUAUCAAUGAUCUGCAGCUACUUCAAGUAAAAUUAUUUAAAAAAAAAAAAAGUUUGCCUCACACUUUCACCUACAUUUUAUUUCUGUUUCUCAUUUUAGCCGUUUUGGGAAUAUGAAAUCAUAGCUUUUUUUUUGUGUUUAUUCCUGAAUGCACUUUAAUAAGGAAAGCAGUAUUUUCCCUACCACCAAAAAAUAUGCCAACAGUUUGAGAUGUUUUUAUGUCACAAUAAGGACUGUUCAAAAGGAAACUGCUUUCAGUAAUACUCGUCAUUUUGUUGCCUUCAGAUUCUCUCGGGAACUCUAGCUUUAUUUCGGAUUUUUCUGGAUGCAUGCGCGCAACCAGUAAUUCAAUCAACCCUGAAUGCUUUCAAUCAAAGUUUCAUUUUAUGCCGUGUGCCUGUCAGUCGGUUCACUUUGUUGUUUUUGUACCUCAAAACACUGUUGAUGAUCGCUGUAGCGUGUUGUUUUCCACGCCGAUCCGAGUUGAGCGACGGAGGGAAUCAACUUCAAAUGAAAAGAAAAACAACUUUGGUUCGUGACGCUAACUUAAAGACAAAUCCCAAAUGUUGUAAAUAGUGUUUUAUAAUUUCUGUCCUAAUGACUUUUCAUGAUGGAUGUUAUUAAUAAACCUGAGAUCUAUUUCUCUA
This is a messenger RNA of Syngnathus typhle (broad-nosed pipefish), 5219 nucleotides long. RefSeq names its product metal transporter CNNM4-like. Gene Ontology annotation, molecular function: sodium ion transmembrane transporter activity; magnesium ion transmembrane transporter activity. The coding region runs from base 26 to 2560 and encodes 844 amino acids. Lineage: Eukaryota; Metazoa; Chordata; Actinopteri; Syngnathiformes; Syngnathidae. The transcript is spliced from 10 exons. The record is from RefSeq and is a predicted model, not a curated record. Gene Ontology annotation, biological process: magnesium ion homeostasis; magnesium ion transport. Gene Ontology annotation, cellular component: plasma membrane.